AUGAAUAAUAAUAUUAAACUUAAUGAAUUAAUUUUUAAUGAAAUUGAACCAUUAUUAAUUUAUAAUUGUUCAUUUAAAAGGAUAUUAGAAUUAUCAUUAUUAUCAAAAUCAAUAUUUAAAAAAAUUCAAUAUCAAAUUUCAAAUCAACAAAAAGAAAUUAAAUUUAAACCAGAAAUUAAUGAAUUUUUAAAUUAUAUUUAUAAUUUUAAAAAAAAUGAUAAUAAUAAUAAAUUUAAUUCAUUUAAUGAACCAAUAAUAAAUAAUGAAUUAAUUUCAACAAUUUUAAAUAAUAAUAAUAAUUAUAAAUUUAAAUUAAUUCAAUUUAAAGAAAUUGAAAAUUUAAAUUGUAUUAAUAAUAAUGGUAGUUAUCAAGCAAAACAAAAUAAUGAAAAUAUUAAAACCAAUUUAAAAAGAAUUUGUAAAAAUUUAAAAACAGUUUAUUAUUCAAAUUAUUUUCCAAUUGAUACUUUAGAUGAAGAUCCAACACUUGAUAAUUUUUUUAAUUUUGAAAAAGUUGAACUUUAUUGGGACUGUGAUGAAUCACCACCAGAAUCAUUCAUUGAUGAAUGUGAUAACCAAGAUGAUUAUCAAUCAUUUAAUUACUCAUUUGAAUUUUUAAAAAGAUAUAAAUCAAUAAAGAAAAUUUCAAUUAGAACUGUAGAUAAUGAAUCAAAUUUACAUUUAAAAAAUUUAAAUAAUUUAUUUAAAAAUAUUAAUAAUAUUAAUCAAUUAAAUAAAAUUCAAUUCAAUUAUCAAAAUACUUCAUAUAAUUUUUUAAUAAAUGAAAAAUUAAAUAAUAUUAAAAAUUUAAAUUCAUUUUCAAUUAGAUUAGGUAAUUUUGGUUUAAAUAUUAUAAACGAAGAAAAUGAAGAAAAUCAAGAAAAUGAAGAUUUGGAAAUAUUAAAUGAAAUAAUUAAUAAUAAUUGUGAAAAUACUUCUAAAUUAAUUGAAAUUAUUUUUAAAAAUAUUAACUUAUUAAAAAAUAAUAAAUUAAGGAAAUUAAUAAUUAAUAAAUGUCAUUCUGAUGAUAAUGAAUUUAAUUCACCAAAUUCAAAUAAUCCAUGUGAAUUUUUAAAAUUAUUAUUAAAUGAAAAUUAUUCAAUAGAAAAUUUAAGAAUUUUAGGUUUGGCUGUAUAUGAUUUAACUAAAUAUGAUGAUUUUAAAUUAUUAUCAGAAUUAAUUAAUAAAAAUAAUAAAAUUAAUCAAUUAAUUACAAAUAUUCAAUCAUUUGAACAAUUUUUAAAACAUUGUAAUGAAAAUAAAAAUAUUGAAAUUUUAAAAAUUUCAUUAGAUAAAUAUUCAGAUAAUUUAGAAUUAUUAAAUAAUAUAAAUUGGGAAAAUAUUUUAAAUUUAAUAAAUAAUAAUAAAUCAUUAAAAUCAAUUUAUUUAUAUAAUAAUGAUCAAUUUGAUGAAAAUUUACAAUUUCUAAAUAAUUUAAAUUCAUUAAAAAAUAAUAAUAAUAAUAAUAAUUUAAAUAUUACAAUUUUAAAUAAUUUUAAAUAA
Dictyostelium discoideum AX4 is the source of this 1503-nucleotide messenger RNA. RefSeq lists its product as hypothetical. The record is from RefSeq and is a predicted model, not a curated record. The coding region runs from base 1 to 1503 and encodes 500 amino acids. The transcript has a single exon. NCBI's taxonomy places the organism in Eukaryota, Evosea, Eumycetozoa, Dictyosteliales, Dictyosteliaceae.